CAAGUCAAUAUUAAAUUAUUAAUCUGAAACUUUGUUUGAUGUUUAAGCGGAUGAGACGCUUUAGCUCUUGUGUGUGUGUGUCUCUGCGCGCACAUGUGUGUGUCUGUCCCCUGGCUACACACACUUUGAGUAAAUCCCCGCCUGACCCCAUGUGACGUCCCCACACAACGACACACAGAACUCCUGUUUGCGAUCAUUCAGUCCCGUCCUGUUCUGGCUCCUGUAAACAACAACAGAUGGAGUCUCUCAGUAUCAGCUCAUGAUGAAUCUUACUGGUUUUGUUGGACCACCUGACUUACAGAGCAGCAGCUGGCCCGGUCAGAGGCAGCAGGCCAGCAGCCAGCGAGUCCUCACGAGCCAACCCAAACACUGCUGUGGUAUUCAGCUCUGCUGCUUGUUUUUCACUGCGGACACAAAAACAACAGAGCAGUCAUGUUCUCUGGAGGCUGGAGAGGAGGACUUUGUUAUGGUCGGAGCAUUUUUAAAGCCACUCCUGCAUCUUGUUUUCAGCUCCAGAGGACAGAGAGAUGACCCACAGUGAAGAUGGUCAUUACACAGUAAUGUCAACAAGAUAAAACUUUAUUUACACGGUGUGGUUCAUGCAAAACAACGUAACAGUGUGCUUUUUCAUAAAAAGAAAGACGUUCAGGAGUCAAGAUAAACAAGUAAUGCCAACACUCUCUUAUACAAUGACGGAACAGGUCGAUUUCCACCAACUUCCAAAACGGCUUAUUCGACAGAGGGACACGUCUGGUCAGGGACGAUUCUGCACCAUCUUCAGAUCUUAUUCCAGAGGAGCACAGGGAGUUAUUCUGGUGUAUGACAUCACCAACCGCUGGUCCUUUGAUGGGAUCGACAGGUGGAUCAAAGAGAUAGACGAGCAUGCCCCAGGAGUGCCCAAGAUCCUUGUUGGGAACCGCCUGCACCUGGCCUACAAGCGUCAGGUGACCACGGAGCAGGCGCAGGUGUACGCAGAGAAGCUGGGCGUCACCUUCUUCGAGGUCAGCCCGCUGUGUAACUUCAACAUCACCGAAUCGUUCACCGAACUCGCUCGUAUCGUGCUGAUGAGACACGGCAUGGAGCGGCUGUGGAGGCCCAACAAAGUGUUGAGCCUUCAGGACCUGUGCUGUCGCUCCAUCGUCUCCUGCACUCCGGUCCACCUGGUCGAUAAACUCCCCCUCCCUCUGGCUCUGAAGUCUCACCUGAAGUCCUUCUCCAUGGCCAACGGCCUCAACGCCCGCAUGAUGCAUGGACGCUCCUACUCCGUCACCGCCAAUGCUCACCACGGCGCCACCAAGAGGACGGGAGGGACACUGCUGAAAAAACCCAAACUAAUCCGGCCGCCACCGCUGAGCCCGUCUGCACAGAGCUGCAGGAACAGCUGUAAAAUAUCCUAACAGCUGGACCUGUCAGUGAACGCACCAUCACCUGUUUUAUGACACCGAGGCUUUUUCUGUUCUUAAACCUCAGACAACGAUGAUGAUGAUGAUGAUGAUGACCUGCUACUUCCAACUGAUACUGCCAAGCAGCAUAACAGCAGGAGGUGGAAACAGAAAUAUAAAUCUCUCUCACAGGAACACAGAGCGCUCGUUAGCUUCUUUUUAACACUAGUUUCUGUUUCUGAGAACGAGCCUCAACCUCACAGUGUGUUGUUCCUCACAGAGUUUCCUUUAUUAGUCUGUCUAAGCAGCUGAAACUUUUUAACUCUACGCUUUAAAUGCUGGUGUGACGGAUGUUAUUAGCUCCAUCUCAUAUUGUUCUCGUACGUUUUGAAUCCAUGUUGUAUGAGGGUCAAGUUUCAGCCACCAAAUGUUAAAUUAAACUCUAUAUUAAGAUUCAAAAACUGCAGCUCCAGAAAGAUUUUGGUGACAGUGUCCUGAAAACACGUUUUAGUUGUGGUCGUUGAAUGCUGACAAAAUUAUUGGUAAAGCUCCAGUGUGUAGGGUUUAGGGGCAUAUAUUGGCAGAAAUGGUAUAUACUAUUAGUUUAUAAUUACAUCCCUAGAGCCAGUCUGUGACACCAGGGAUCAGCACACCCGGGUCCCUAUGAACCGAUGCAAGUCCCUGCGGGUGGUGGACCCACAGGCAGGUGGCUCCUUGUAGGUCAUUCAGGCUAAGGGCCUGUCCCAAUACCCCCCCUUAGCUCUACCCCUUAGCCCUACCCCUACAUUUGUGCGUUCCCACGAGGGGUAGUGGUGUCCCAAUUCCUUUUUGCGUGUAGGGGUAGGGGGCAUAAUGAGGGGUAGUGGGUAUGAAACUAGCCCUUCGGAGCGAGGGAUUUCACAUGCUGAUUUGCCAGCGAGGGGUAGACGUCGCCAUGGUUACCACCGAGCAAGAGACGGGGAAAAAAGUUCAUACAUAGCUAACGUUACCGUCGUCAGGUUGCUUCUUGUUAGCUAGCUAGCUAGCUCGCACUAUCUGGCGUCUGUCAUCUGUCCUGUUCUGCAAAAUUGCCUGACUUUUCACAUUACAAUAACACGCCAGCUAGUAUAACUAUGCUGCCUCAUAAUGAGACUCCAUUGUAGAUGCCGGUUGGAAAUGUAGAUGGCUCGCAGCUUCCUGUUUAAAAUAGUUAUGUAUGCGUGAACGUAACCGACGUGGUGACGUAGUGAGUGGUGUCCCAAUUCCUAGGGAAAGAUUUCAAACCCUACCCCUCGUUGCUUCAUUUUGAGGGCCAAGGGGUAGUGGGCAGGGGGGGGUAUUGGGGUUGGGCCUAUGUCUGACCGGGCACCAUGGCCUAAGGCCUGGCUGUUUUAAAUGAAUGAAAGCGUCUGUGAGUUAAAACACACUGAUGAGUUAAAGCAGUGGAACAGAAGCUAAACAAGAACGGGACGUGGAUGAGACCUCAGAUCUCAUGACAUACAUGAUGAUGAUUCACGUAAACAGCUGAAAGUCAAACUCUUCAUUAUCUACUUUUUAAGUUGUUGAUGAACUUUGGACAAAAAACAAAAUCACCCGAAACACUGUUAAAAACAGCUGUUGGGUGACGUUUGAUGUCUGUGUUGUUGUCGUGGAUUAACUUUUAAUUCACAGACGACUGUGUCGACAGGAAAUGUGGUCAGAGUAACAGGGUGAGGACUUCUGUCUGAAGCCGCCAUUGUUUGAAACCGAUGUUCAUUAAUUCACCAGUACCACAGAUUAUCGGGGCCACUGCUGGCAAACAAAUCUGAGGUUUUGAAUUUAAGUUGAAAUAUUUUUUGGAAAAAAUAGUUGAAAUUUUGAGAGAAAAAAGUGUAAUAUUUUUAGAGAGAUGUCAGUUUGUCAAGGAAAAAGAUAAAAGUAAAAUAAAAUUAUGAAAAUGUCAUAUUUUGAUGAAUAAAAGCAAAAAUAAAGGUGAAAUAUUACAAAACAAUUUACAGUUUCUGAUAAGUAAAAAACCUUUAUGUUAAGUACUGUUAAUAUAAAACAAAAUAACAGACAUCUCCCCCAAUUUAAUUAUAACACAUGACAUUUUGCUUCAACAUGAGAUAUUAAGUUAAAAAUAUGAGAUUGUAACUAAGUGAAAAUUUGUUUUAGUAUUGCAUUUCCAAAAUUAUUUGAUUCUCCAAAAAGUCAAAACUUUUUUAAUAUAUAUAUGUAAAAUUUGGGUCUUGAAAAAUUACAAUUUUUAUUUUUGCAAAAAACAGAUUUUUUCUCAUAAAAUUAGGACUUUUAUCUUGCAAUAUUUCUUUUUGAAAUUUUAUAACUUUAUAGUGGAAUUACUACGACUUUUUCUCACAAUGUUCCAACUUAAUUUUUGAAAUAUUUGUAGAGUUUUGAACUGAAAAUAUUACUUUUUUUAAUUUCAAAAAGUCAACAAAACAACUUUAUUCAUAUUUCACAUGAACUUUUCCUCAAAAUUUUACUUUUUUUAAUUACAAAUUUACAUUUAAAUAUUCCUGUUUUGUUUUUUCCUCAAAAUUUCAACUUUUCUUUUCCUGAAUAUAUUUUGACUUUAUUCUUGAUAAGUUUUUUGUUUUCCUGACAGUGGCCUGACCAGCGCUCAAACCACUGACUCACAGCAACAUGUUUGUGACUCCCCUCCACAGAGAGCUUUAAGACAUUAAAGGAAACUUUAGGAAUCACAAACUGAAGAAGAAAUCUGUAAAAACAAAUGACUUCAUCACUGCAAGAAGACGGAUCUUAUUAUUGAUGUUUAACUGCAGCUAAAUUUUCCUUUGACGCCUCUUUAACGGUGAGUUGUUGUGUUCACAGUCGUGCAGCUUCUUCCUCAGGAUGUUUUCUACUCACACAUAUCUGAACAUGUAAAGCCCUUUGGACACUGUAUUUUCUCUCAACACACUGAGAUCACACCCUCCUCUUCUUCAUGGCCUGAUUCACUGGCUCUCCAGACACACUUACAGCUGCAAUUUGUGUACAAUAUUUGUACGUAAUGUAAAUAUCACUGUUUGAUACGACGAUAAAUAAUAACCUGUGGGAUUUGUAUCUGUUUUCAGUGUACAGUGACGUUAUAUUUUUUCCUGAGUGACGCCAAAGACUCAGCUGACAGAGGAGGUCACUGAACAGACGGCUGUGUUUUGCACUGUUUAUCAAUGUUUAAUAAGAUGCACCUUUACAAUAAACUGUACCCACCGUGAGGCUGCGGUUUGUGGUCUAAGAAAUAA
Molecule: messenger RNA, 4603 nt
Organism: Epinephelus moara (kelp grouper)
Lineage: Eukaryota; Metazoa; Chordata; Actinopteri; Perciformes; Serranidae
Gene: rab40b
Product: RAB40B, member RAS oncogene family
Exons: 5
Coding region: 600-1397 (265 amino acids)
Biological process (GO): intracellular signal transduction; protein localization to plasma membrane
Cellular component (GO): synaptic vesicle; endosome; plasma membrane
Molecular function (GO): GTP binding; GTPase activity
Source: RefSeq, a predicted model, not a curated record